This is a messenger RNA of Exaiptasia diaphana, 568 nucleotides long. RefSeq names its product ficolin-2-like. The annotation marks the transcript as partial. The transcript is spliced from 4 exons. Lineage: Eukaryota; Metazoa; Cnidaria; Anthozoa; Actiniaria; Aiptasiidae. The record is from RefSeq and is a predicted model, not a curated record.
AUGGCGGAUCCUAAGAUGGCGGAUAUUCUUGUCAAAAUUUUGAUUUGAUUUUAUAUAGUGUACAACUACAAGAACUGUGAAGAACUCUAUAAACGCGGUUUUAAACAAAGCGGUGUCUAUACCAUCGAUCCAGAUGGCAAAGGAAGAUUCAAGGUUUACUGUGACCAAAAGACCGAUGGCGGAGGGUGGACGGUCAUCCAGAAAAGACAAGACGGUUCGGUGGACUUUUACCGAGGAUGGAACGCCUACAAGAAUGGAUUUGGAAAUCUGAAAGGCGAGUUCUGGUUGGGUCUCGAUAAGAUCAACCGACUGACCCAUCAAGCUAAAAACCGUCUUCGUGUUGACCUGAUGGAUACCAAAGGAAAGACCGCGUAUGCCGAGUACGACUACUUUGCUGUGGCCAGUGAACGGUUCAAGUACAAGCUGAGUCUUGGAACGUACUCAGGAACUGCAGGCGAUUCAUUGUCCUACCAUCGUGGUAUGCCUUUCUCCACCAAAGAUCGUGAUAAUGAUAAAUACAGUAGUAACUGUGCUGUAAUACGUAAGGGUGCCUGGUGGUACAAGAACU